AUGACUGGCUUUGACCCCAGGCAACCAAUUACGGAUCCAUCCGUAUUUUCCCCCAGGGGAAUGUACGUGGACAACCGCAGUGGCAAUAGGGGUGCUCAAGGCGACGACGAUGACGACGUCAAAGCCUUCGUUUUCGAUGCUUCCGAUAUGAAAGCACUGAACCGAUUCCUCGGCACAGGAAGAAAACUACAAACCACUCGGUCAGAGUAUCUCAGGUGGUUAGGAAUCACGGACACGCCAGGUGAAAUCAGUGCAGCCCUCGGAAAAGAACUGGAAUCUCUUCUUAAAACGUAUACUUCGAUCAAAAGUGACUGUACGCAGUUCAAGGAUGUAACAUGGAACAGAAUUGUCGAUAUUGCCGGGGACAUCAAGUCCUACGCCACCAUGUCAGGCGGAAAAGAAAGCACCUCGUACUACGUGCUCAUGCUCAAGUUUAUUGGGGACUACCACGAAGAGAACAAGAAACCCAACCCAGACAAGGCAAAACUCGCAGAAUUGAAGGAAAGCAUCGAGUUCACCGUCGACGCUGAGCUUAAAAAGCUAGGCGAACUGCAAGCUGGUGCGCAGGAAGCUCUUACAGGCCUUGGAGCUUUCGAAAGAGUGUGCGAGCAGCAUAGCCUCGCUGUAGAAACGAAUGCAAACUCUCUUGAAGCACAGUUGAAGAAGGAGGGCAACGACAUUGAGACUAUGAAGAAGAAAAUCGAGGAGGCACGCGCAGAAAUUGAUGACUUGCAGGGACAAAUUGAUGGAAAGAACCAAGCAAUCAAUGAUGCUCCAAAGUACAUGUGGGUCAUCACAAGCUGGCCAAUCGGCACUGCCAUCGGCACCGGUAUUGUCGUGGAAGCCAAAAAGGCCAUCAAGAGAUUGAAAGAGGCCAUGGAAAAGGUCAAGAAGGUCCUGGACGACUACGAGUCCAAGAUGAAGACUGCAUCUCGUCUGGAGACAAAUCUCAAGUUCAUAAGUGUGAGUAUCGCACUUGCCAAGCGUCUGCUUACUUCCGGGUCUAAUACCUUGCAGAAACAAGUCAAGGACCUCGGUACUGAGAUCGGACCUGCCAUCAAGACCUUGCAAAAGCUCCAGGGAGCUUGGAAGAGCAUGGAGACGGAUCUCUCAGCCAUCAAGGACCUGAUCGAGUUUGAUACGGACAACAUUCCGCCCAUGUUGAUCACAAAGCCGCAGUUGGAGGGCAUUGUUGACGAAUGGAACGAGCUGAAGAAUUACGCGAGCAACUACAUUGAGAAUGCGUAUAUUAGCGACGAACCAAAGGCAGUGAGUAUUGCAGAGUAUAUUUCUGAACUGGAGGAUGCAAUCAUGAGAAUUGAGGCUAUGGAGAAGGGUCAAUAA
Metarhizium brunneum ARSEF 3297 is the source of this 1344-nucleotide messenger RNA. The record is from RefSeq and is a predicted model, not a curated record. NCBI's taxonomy places the organism in Eukaryota, Fungi, Ascomycota, Sordariomycetes, Hypocreales, Clavicipitaceae.